ACCCAAUAUUUGACUCGAAAAUUAUUUAAAGAACAAAUAUGUAUAACGAAUAAGAGAAAAAGACAAUUUUACGUGUCAACCAUCCACGAAGUAGCUUCUUUAUCAUUCAUAGCGAAGCUCUUUUGUUUUUUUGGUGGAACAGAGCAAAGCUUUCAAUGUCAGCGUGCAUUUUGCAAAGCGGAAAGCCAGAAAAGCAUACUCCAUUGGCGACCCAGAACCUUUCCCACUUCCCACCAUAGUCAGUUAGCCACCGCGGCACCGCCGGCCGGCAACUCUUACUUUCGCAUUAACACUCACCGGGGGGAAAUUGAGCUGAUUCGUCGCUCCAUGGAUUUCAACUUCUGGAACUCCAGAGUCCAUUCCGCAAAGCACUUCUCCCCUGUACAAGCCGCCAAACAAUACUACUCCGGUACUGUACUUUACCCCUUUCUUGACUACUUGGGCGCUUCUUUUCCAUGCUAAAGUUGUCAUCUUUCCGGUUGUUUCUCGAUUUGUUGGGAGAUACUUCCAGUUCUAAUUUGUUUAACCUCUGAAUCUUAGCAUUAGCUGUGUGAUUAGGAACAAUCUAAGAAGCUUUUCAUGUUCCUUUUCCCAGUAUCUGCUUGUUUAGGUAUCUGAUGUCCAGAAGGUUUCCUUCUUGCUUGCGGAUUUCGAGCUAAAUGAUAUUGAUCUUUGUCGAAAUUGAGGAGAUGGGUUUGCGAAAUUUGUUGUCUUUUUUUUUUUUUUGGUUGUCCUCCUGGUAAACUCGGAAAGUUAUGGCUUUUAAGGCAAAAAAUUAAUGCUCCUGGAUUACACUCUGGGAAUCAGAAGGAGAGGCACUACGUGGACAGUCCCAGGCAAAAUCCAGCGUCAGAGUUGAGCCGUUGCACAAUUUAGGUUAGUUCAUAAAUCUCCAUCCUUAAUUUUUUCCAAGUGGUGGUGUUCGAUUAGCAGAACACGAUAAACGUUCACUGGUUUACUUGCCUAGUAUGCCAACAAAUGCCAGAUUUCUACCGGGGGUUUUAUAAGCCGUCGUCAGAUAUUUUAGAGAUGGAAUUAGGGCUAGAGAAAGCAGCAGCUGCCGCAGCAUCUAGCCUGGAGAGCAGAUUUCGAGGCUGUGAUGUUAGGAGCGAUUCUUUUUUGAGGGUGGGGGGUUUCUAAGCCAGGGGAGAAGCAAUUUGCUAUUGCUUGAAGAAUGUCAAGUUAUAGUGUUGUGGUUGAUCAGAGCGGUGAGUAUCAUGGAUUGGAUUCUGAAAGUGAAGAUGAAGACGUGUUAAUUGAGAAGAUGAUGGAGGCACUCAAUAGAUGGGACAUGGGACUGCCUCAUGAGGUCGAUUCCGACAAUUUGGCAAUGCAAUCAGCCACAAACCAGCAGGGGGAUGGCGUUGAUGCCUCGGAUGUGGGUAGUGAGGGUGAUUAUGAUGGGAUGAUACCCCAAUAUGAUAGUUUCCCUGAUGAAGGUGCUUUUUCAGAAGUGCUGUUUUCCCCCUAACUAUGCUUGACCAGAAUGAUUUAAUCUGUUUUCAAAAAUUAGAUGUGAAUUUUGUUUCAAGGUGUGGUUGCUUCAGCUAUAUUCUUGUACCAGAAAUGGUCCACCGAAAUGGAAGCUUGCUUCCUCUUUAUUGAUUUACUGGAACUGUUUCUGGAUCUGAUUGGAAAGGGUCCGAUUAAAGGUAGUUUGUGUGGAUUGUAUGAUGGAAUGGUAAAUGCUUUGAUUGCGAGGUCCGCUAAUAUAUGAGCGAUUUCAUGACUCCUUGCUGCUAAAUGUGUGUAGAGUUUUUUUUUUCUGAUUCUGUUUCUGCUAUUCGGCUCAUAGAAUUAUGGUUGCUCAUCUUUAGUUUACAUGUCAAGUUGUCUGUGCUCAUCUCUUUGAGUCUUUGUGCCUUUGAGGGCAAUUGUGAGGUUGUUCUUGUUACUUGUAAUUCAUAUGCCCUGCAACCUUUUGCUCUCUAGGUUGAAUCAUGUCCUAACCUUUGGCUGCCUUCUUUUUCCUCUAAUAUCAACAGAUAAUCAUCUGGGACUGGAUGAAUCCGAAGGGGAAGAGGAUGCCAAAGCUUUCUUUCCGUGCCCUUUUUGCUAUGUGGAUAUUGACAUUCAUGUCCUGUGCACCCAUCUCCAGGAUGAGCACUGCUUCAAUCUGCGAAAUGCUGUACGUGCUUCUUUUUCUAUUGUAUUAUUAUAUACUUCAGUACUUUGUUUAUUGUAGCUCUCAGUGUACGUGCGUGCGUGCAUGCAUUUGUAUGGUGUAAUUUAGUCGUAACGUCUGUAAUUCUGAUACGUGGCAUUGGACAUUUUAAUUCUUUCGCUUCAGGUAUUUAAGUUAGCACCAUCGUUAUUUAUUACAUGUUCUUUUUAUGGAUUGAUUCUUCCAUGUUAGGGAUGACCCCUGUCCGUGAGCACGUCAAUCUUUCAGAUUGUGCAUAUGAGCGUGAUCCUUUCUGUUUGGUCAUCUGAACAAAGUGGAUUUGCAAAUGCUAGUACAGCUAGGUUUUGCUAUAAUAAGAUUGUGAUUUGAAUAUAAAAAAGGGGGGAUUUGGCCAAAUUGGUAGACGCUACGGACUUAGUUGGAUCAACUGAUUGAAAGGACCAAGUAUUUAACAUAUGUAGCAGUCACUGCUCAUAGCUUGUGCGAUGAAUAAACAAGUGGUGGACAUGAUUGAAUGCUCUAUAACUUAACUUUUCUGUACUCUAGGUGGGAAGGAUAUAGUUAUGCAAUUAGGGAUGCUCGUUAACCUUUUCCUCCCUUAGUUUGCUUCCUUCUAGAGGGUUGAAAAUAAAUACAGUGGUUCAUC
Messenger RNA from Linum trigynum, 2771 nucleotides. NCBI's taxonomy places the organism in Eukaryota, Viridiplantae, Streptophyta, Magnoliopsida, Malpighiales, Linaceae. The record is from the annotation of a GenBank genome assembly.